Choloepus didactylus (southern two-toed sloth) is the source of this 1084-nucleotide messenger RNA. It is a transcript of the gene HEBP1, whose product is annotated as heme binding protein 1. The record is from RefSeq and is a predicted model, not a curated record. Lineage: Eukaryota; Metazoa; Chordata; Mammalia; Pilosa; Megalonychidae. The coding region runs from base 80 to 649 and encodes 189 amino acids. The transcript is spliced from 4 exons.
CCCGGGCGCCCGGCCCCGCUUUCCCGCCACCCCUACCGCCCUGCGUACCCCCGUGCGUCCGGAGCGCCGCGGCGACACCAUGUUGGGCAUGAUCAAGAACUCACUGUUCGGGAGCGUAGAGACGUGGCCUUGGCAGGUUCUGAGCACAGGGGGCAAGGAAGAAGUCUCCUAUGAAGAAAGAGUCUGUGAAGGCGGGAAGUUUGCCACAGUAGAAGUGACAGAUAAGCCUGUGGACGAGGCUCUGCGGGAAGCAAUGCCCAAAGUCAUGAAGUACGUGGGAGGUACCAAUGACAAGGGAAUUGGAAUGGGGAUGACAGUCCCUAUUUCCUUUGCCGUGUUCCCUGGUGAAGAUGGUUCCCUACAGAAGAAAUUAAAAGUCUGGUUUCGGAUUCCAAACCAGUUUCAGAGCAACCCUCCAGUUCCCAGUGAUGAAAGCAUUAAGAUCGAGGAGAGGGAAGGCAUCACUGUCUAUUCCAUGCAAUUUGGUGGUUACGCCAAGGAAGCCGAUUACACGGCUCAAGCCACCCAGCUGCGCGCGGCCCUGGAGGGCACGGCCACCUGUCGGAGUGACAUGUAUUUCUGCACCGGCUACGAUCCUCCCAUGAAGCCUUUCGGGCGGCGCAACGAGGUCUGGCUGGUGAAGCUGUGACUCGCUGAGCCGAGCACGCCCUGGAACUGAGCCGUGUGCCCGCUGCCUCGCGGGGGGCAGUGCGCCUCAAGUUCCACCUGCAGCCCCAGCCUAACCAGCGUCCCUUCAAAGCCAGUUACUGCCAGCUUCCGGAAGUAAGCACGUUACUGUGCGCUGAGGCUCUUUUUCUCCUGGUCGGAAGUCACGUGGCAAGAAAGGCAGCAUCCUUUUAAUUGAUUUAGGAAAUUCCGUGAUAGAAAAACCCCAGCAGCAUUUUCCCAGCUCUCUGAGUCACUAAAAACGUAUUAUUAUUUUUUUUUUUACAUUGUUGAAUUUGUGUUUUGUUAUUAAGGGGAAAAUGUGAUUGGUAUGUGAUUUUCAUCUGUCAUUUUUGUAAGACCUUUGUCUAAAAAGAAAUUGAUAAUAAAGUUCUUUGGCUUACAACGCUGAAACAAA